This is a messenger RNA of Cylindrotheca closterium, 6402 nucleotides long. NCBI's taxonomy places the organism in Eukaryota, Bacillariophyta, Bacillariophyceae, Bacillariales, Bacillariaceae. The record is from the annotation of a GenBank genome assembly.
AUGGCAUCAAACAAAGUUGAUACCCUUAAUAACUCGCCUCAACAGAUGAGUGAUUACAGCUAUGGCUUGUCCCAUACCACACCCUUCUUAUGGAGAAGGAACGCUCCAGCAGAGAUGUCAAGUAGCUGUACUUCUGGGUUCAACCGCAGAGACCGCAACACCUAUGACUUGCAUAUCAAAUCUAAAGUCUACUACGACACAGUUGACGAAGAAAGUGAAAAAGAAGAAGACGCGUCAAACAAUAAGGAUGAUGAAACGAUCGUCGAAUUUGUCUACGAUAGCGAAAACCAAGAGAUAACACAAAACAUGAAAAAUACCAUGACGAAAUUGGUGGUUCGCGGGACCGUAUCAACGAUUGGAGAAGAAGCCUUCCAGCAAUGUAAAAAGCUAAAAGAGAUCGAUUUCAGCGAGGCAACGGCGUUGGUAACGGUUGGAGAGAAGGCCUUCUGUAAAUGCACUAGUCUCGCUGCUUUCAAGUGCUCAUCGAAUGUCAAGACGAUCGCCAAGUUGGCCUUUUCCGGAUGUGACAAUCUAAAGGAAGUUGAUUUCAGCGAGGCAAUUACCUUGGAUACUAUUGGAGAGAGAGCCUUCUACUAUUGCUCUAAUCUUGCUGCUUUCAAGUGCCCAUCGAGCGUGACGACGAUUGGAAAGAAGGCCUUUUUUGGUUGUGACAAUCUAAAGCAACUUGAUUACAGUGAGGCGACUGCUUUGGAAUCAAUUGGAGACCGAGCCUUUUAUAAAUGCACUAAUCUUGAUGGCGCUUUCAAGUGCCCAUCCAAUGUCAAGACGAUUGGAAAUAUGGCUUUUUCUGGAUGUGAAAAUCUAAAGGAUGUUGAUUUCAGUCAGGCAACGGCCUUGGAAACGAUCGGAGUCAGAGUAUUUUCGAAGUGCAUCAGCCUUGCUGCUUUCAAGUGCCCAUCGAACGUCAAUACUAUUGGAGAGGCAGCCUUUCACUCAUGUGAAAGUCUGAAGGAAGUUGAUUUCAUAGAUGCGACAGCAUUGGAAACGAUUGAACAGCAAGCCUUCUACAAAUGUGCUAGCCUCCUCAUUUUCAAGUGCCCAUCGAACGUCAAAACAAUUGGACACAGUGCCUUUGUUGGAUGUGUCAAACUGAAUGGAGUUGAUUUCGAAGAGGCUGCGGCUUUGGAAGCGGUUGGGGAGAGAUGCUUUGGGGAAUGUCCGAGCCUUGUUGCUUUCAAGUGCCCAUCCCACGUCAAGACGAUUGGAAAGCAAGCCUUUGCAAAAUGUGAAAAUCUAAAGGAAAUUGAUUUCACUGAGGCAGCAGCGUUGGAAACGAUUGGAGAGCAGGCCUAUUACAAGUGUCCUAGUAUUCUUGCUUUCAAGUGUCCAUCCAAAGUCAAGACUAUCGGAGAGCACACCUUUGCGGAAUGUCAAAAUCUCAAGGAAAUUGAUUUCACUGAAGGAACCGCGUUGGAAACGAUUGGAAAAGCUGCCUUUUCCGAUUGUCCUAGUCUUUUCGCUUUCAAGUGCCCAUCCAAUGUGAAAACAAUUGAAGGGUUUGCCUUUAACAGCUGCGAAAAUCUGAAAGAAGUCGAUUUCACUGAAGCAAUCGAAUUGGAAACGAUUGGAACGCAAGUCUUUUACAAAUGUACUAGUCUUCAUGGUGCUUUCAAGUGCCCGCCCCAUGUCAAGGUCAUUGGAAUUGGGGCCUUUGAGAAAUGUGAAAACCUAAAGGAAGUUGAUUUCACAGAGGCAAUCGAAUUGGAAACGAUUGGAAGGCAAUCCUUUCUCAAGUGUGCUGGUCUUGAGGGUAUUUUCAAAUGCCCAUCAAAAGUCAGGACGAUUGGAGAGAGUGCCUUUGAGGAAUGUGAAAAUCUCAAGGGCGUCGAUCUGAGCGAAGCUACUGCUUUGGAAACGAUUGAAAGGAAAUCAUUUUUUAAAUGUUCUCGUCUUGAGGGUACUCUCAAGUGCCCAUCAAACGUCAGGACGAUUGGAGAGAGUGCUUUUUCUGAAUGUGAAAAUCUCAAAGACGUCGACUUGAGCGAAGCCACUACUUUGGAAACGAUCGAAAGGCAAUCAUUUUUGAAAUGUACUGGUCUUGAGGGUACUUUCAAGUGUUCAUCGAAAGUCAAGAUCAUUGGAGAGAGUGCUUUUUCUGAAUGUGAAAAGCUGAAUGGAGUGGAUUUCGCAGAGGCUAGAGCUUUAGAAACGAUUGGAGAUUCAGCCUUUUACAAAUGUGCUAGUCUCAAUUGCACUUUCAAGUGCCCACCCCUCGUCAAGACUAUUGGAGAGAGCGCCUUUUCUGAGUGCGAAAAGCUGAAUGGAGCUGAUUUCGGAGAGGCUAGAGCUUUAGAAACGAUUAGAGCUUCUGGCUUUUACAAAUGUACUAGUCUUCAUGGUACUUUUAAAUGCCCACCCAAUUUCAAGACCAUUGGAAAUGGGGCCUUUAAGGAAUGUACAAAACUAAAGGAAGUUGAUUGCAGCGACGCAACAUCUUUGGAUACGAUUGGAGAGCAAGCCUUCUACAACUGUAGCAGGCUUUAUGAUACUUUCAAGUGCCCAUUGAACGUCAAGACUAUUGGAAAGGAAGCUUUUGCGUUAUGUAGGUAUCUGCAGGAAGUUGAUUUUAGCCAGGCAAAAUUUUUGCAGACGAUUGGAAACCGAGCAUUCGCGGGGUGUACAGAUUUAAAGGAAGUUGAUUUAAGUGAAGCAACAGCUCUGGAAACGAUUGGAGAGGAAGCGUUUUGUGAAUGUGCUAAGAAUUUUUCUACUUUCAAGUGUGCGUCAAAUGUCAAGACUAUUGGAGUGAAUGCCUUCGCGAAAUGUGGGAGUCUAAAGGAAGUGGAUUUGAGCAAGGCGUUAGCUUUGGAAACGAUCGAAGACGGGGCUUUUUGCGGUUGUACUAAACUUGAGGAACUCUCUGUGCCUUCCAAAGUGACUGUUCUUGGGAAAGAUGUCCUCAAAGAAUGUCACAGUCUUGAAUCUUUGGAAAUUUCUAGUCUGAACCCAGCUAUCCACAUCCGAUUGUACACCCAACUCGAGGAAGAUGUAAAGCGUUUGAUUAAUUUGGAUAACGUCUUGCAUCUUUUUGCCUUCAAUCCAAUAAAGAAAUCCGAGUUGGUGGAGAAUUUUGGCGAAGAGGCAACAAUUCUUGAUACGAUCAGGGCAGAUUAUAUUGGAUCGAUUGUUGAAGAAAAACGGCAGUUACUUUCGAUUCCCGAACGCAAUGGUUGGGUUCGAUUCCUGGCGGACAGUGAUGCAGGUGACGAAAUCGACCCAGAAAUGAGGAAGUUGUGCGACUAUCUGAAAAAGGAGGCAACUGUGAAAAAAGUCCGGCAGCUUGCAGAUACCAAAGAUCAAUCAGGACGUGUUGCGAAGUCGGUGGCACCCAGAAAUAUCCAAAAAGUGUUUGAAGAACGACUGUUCUUUCUCGGUCGCUAUGAUAUUGAAAAGGGUCCACCCAUUCAUCAGUCAGCAACUUGUGUUGUGGUCAAGGCUAAGGAUGCAAAGAUGGUGGAGUACUUUCAAGAGAAGUACAAAGCGUAUGAAGGAAAAGAAUUGAAUGAGGAAACGUUCACGGACAUAUUGAGCAAGAUGGAGCUCAUUCCACACGAUGACAAAAAUAUUAACCAUUUGUUCAAACGGGCAGAUGUCGACAAAACCGGAUUGAUCUCGAAAAAAGAGUUUGUGGACUUUUGCAUGGCCGAAAUAGGUGGCAAUGUGGUACUAAAGUUUAUGCGGAACAAGGAUCAGUUUCGCCGAGAAGUUGACUGUCGCAAAACUAAUGGUCUGGAUUCAAAAUAUGUCAUUGGCAGUAUUGGAAGCCACGACGAAAAGAGCGAUUCUGGAUUGGCCCAGUCACUCAAGGACUCAAUCCUGCAAGAAGAUGGUGUUGAUAAGUCGUUUCUUGAGAAGGAUGAUAUCUCAACAGAGGGCUACAGCAGCGUAUUAGUCAUGCCAUACGGAGAUCGGAAUUUGGACACAAUCUUUCGAAGUGAGCGGCCUGGACCAGUUGCUGUCCGCAACUUGAUGGGAGAAAUCGGAGAGGCAUUAUUGCAUUUACAUGAGAAGGGAAUUGUCCAUGGUGACAUAAAAAUGUUGAAUGCGGUGAGAUCAAAUCAUCGGCUUUUGUUGAUCGAUUUGGAUGCAUCCAGAAAAGUUGGUGAGUACAUCGGAUCGAAGUUCUCUUCUGGUGUUCUUCCCCCGGAGAUGAUAUAUGAGCUGAAAACUCGAAAGGAGCUGAAUGUGUAUGUGAAUUAUGUGCAGCAAGGGGCAACAAGUGACGACGAGAAGAAUAAGACGAAAGUUUUGACCACAACAGGACAUAAUAAUGAACGACACUUCGUGGUUCGUUCUUUUUCGGAGGAGAUGCAAGAAGUGAAAACAUGGGAUCAGUUCGAUGAAAAGGAACAGAUCGAGGAAAGGUUGGUGCCAACUAAAAAGGAUGAACUGCCGUACAAGCUGGUAUCAGCUGAUGAGAGUUUUGAUGUCUGGUCAUUUGGUGUGUUGCUGUACGAGCUUGUGACAAAGGAGUCCUUGUUCAAGGUGAACAAUGAGAACGAUAUCACAGAUGGUGACGUGAUGAGAGAGCUACACGACUGGACUGAUCAGGAUAUGAAGAGGAAAUUGAAACGUAAAGUAUUGGAUUCCUAUGCUCGUGACUUGUUGGAGAAGAUUCUUCUCCGCAAGCCAACAGAUCGGUUGAAGAUGCAAGACGUGCUUGAGCACCCCUACUUCAAACCUGAUGAUGUAAGAUCAGAAACGGAAGCUUUGGCGCGACUUGAGGAAAGUGUUAUGGAGAACCGAGCUAUCGUCUUGAAGAAUCAAGAAAUUAUGAAAGUCAAUUUUGCACAAAUCCACAAGUCAUUUGAACAGAUCCAUGAAUCACUAAAGCUUGUCCUCAGCUAUCAACAAGCAGCUAACAAUAUUUUGCAAGCAAUCUUCAAAGGAGAAAAGUCACAACCAAAGUAUUUUGUGAUUCUCCCAGCUGCUGAGGAAGCCAAUGACGACAAGGGUUUCUCUCGUCGCUUUCUAUCAACGAUGAAGAACGUUAGCAGUGUUGUCAAGACCAAGGCAAGGCUAUGUUUCAUCUGUCCAAUAUCACUACAACCAGUCCUGGGAACGGAUGGUGAAGUCAUUUCCUAUGAUGUUGAGAUGCCUCGGGAAUGGAUCAAAAAAUAUGGCCCUGCUAUUCUCAUCGGACUAAAGAUUGUCCAAGUAGGCCUGGCAGUGGGCCGCGGAUUCGGCCUCCCCCUUCCAUCGUUGAGUGGGGCUGAAGAAGAAUUGAGGGAGACUUCUAAUCUGUUUGCUGAAAUGCAAAGUUUGGUGGUGAAUGGAAUGGGAGGCGAUGACGAAGAGGAUGGACUUGCCGAGAUGUUGCUGGAACAAUUUACGGAUCGAAUCGAUAGCGCUGCCUCGGCUGAAGGACCAGCCAUGACAGAGAACCAUCUAGACAGAAUUCAAAAGUCGUAUGAAGGCAUUGGUUCCUUCAUCAAUGACGAAAGAUUCGAAUGUUGCGGUCUAACAAUGGCUGUGAGUAAGGAUGGGACGGAAUAUGAGUAUGUGCAUCCAGAAAUGAAGCCACUAUUUGAAACGUUUGGAUCGGAAUGCUUGGAGAUGCCAAUGGAAAAGAGGGAAAAGGAAAAUGCUAUAUUGCAUGCAAAUGCUCGAAAUGGAAAAGAAGAUACUGAUAAUGCAACCUCUCUUACUGGGCACGUUGGAACGAAUCCUGAGACUGAAGUAUCCGCCACACCAUCAACAAACUACCCCAAAAAGGAUAUGACUGUACAGCAUGAAGAAGAAGAAAGGAAGGAACUCUUGGUGACAAGCGCUGACAGUGCAAUAAUUGCACGCUCCUUGGAAGACAAGCUGGAUGAUGUUAGUUCGAAGUUAGCAAAAUUUGAAGACUUUAGUUCAAAGAUAUCGAAGCUGGAAGACAUGGGUUCGAAGCUUACAAAGUUGGAAGAGUUGGAAAACGUGAGUUCGAAAUUGACAAAGUUGGAAGGAAAGAUUGACUUUACUAUUAUAAAGCAAGGGACAUUGCAGGGAUCCACCCAUGUGAUUGUUUACAGAGGCUGGUUACGUAUUCAAAGCCACCGGCCUCCUUUUCUUUGGAACCAUCGAUACGUUGUGGUCUACAACGAUGGAAGCAUUACGCACUAUCCCAAUGCUGGUUCGUCUUUUUCUUCUGUCAAAUGGAUCGAUAGCAAGGAUGGAAGCAUUGACCUAUGUUCCAAAAGCAAAGUGAUUGCAAAAGCAAAGUUGUCGAGCCGUGAUUCUAGUAGCAUUGAAGACUGGCUUCAACUAGGAAACAUGUGGUAUUUUGACGAGCAGCAAUCUGACACCAAUAAUUCAAAUCAUCGCAAAGCAGUCGGCGCAGGUCGGAUCGAUGCCGCCGGAAUAGUCACCACCAUCGGAACAGCUAGUGACUUUCCUGUCUGA